This is a messenger RNA of Seminavis robusta, 1752 nucleotides long. The record is from the annotation of a GenBank genome assembly. Lineage: Eukaryota; Bacillariophyta; Bacillariophyceae; Naviculales; Naviculaceae.
AUGUGUGUUCGUGUUGGACUCGACCCGGAAGUUGACCUCUCACAAUUUCAACUCGCCGCAUCCGAACACAACAACAAGCAAAGAACAAAGAUGGGCAAACCCGCUGAGCUCGAGACGACGCCAGCUGUCGUUAGUAUGGAGCAACCACCACCAGAAAACUUGUUGCAUGCUCGAGUCGAAGACUUUUUGAAGUGUCAUUUCUCUGUACAAUGGGAGAAGAACGCGGCCGAUGCCGCCGAAAUCAACAACAAGGACAAGGCGCAACGGAGAAAAUUCCAACGGGUUGCCGAGAAAAGGCGUACUCCUGAUGCCAUUGACAAGGCUGGCAACUUUUGGCAGUCAUGUGCCUUGCACUUUCGUGCCACUCAAUUGGAAGCCAUGCUGCGACGCAGUAGCAAUCAGGGUUUUGGCUGUCAAAGUAUGGAUUCGGUUGACUUGCUCAUGUCCAGGAUCCAUUCCAAAGAUGCUCAAGAAGUCUUCAAGGCUAGCGACUUCUUGCUACUGGAAAAGAUUGGAUCCGGUGGCUAUGGUUCUGUCUACAAGGCUGUUCAUGUGGCUACAGGUCACAUUGUAGCUCUCAAGCAGCUGGAUCGUGAUUCUAGCAAGGUAGAAACACAGGGUCAGCUCAUGUUGCCACUGGAUUGUGGAGUGGUCCCUUGUUAUGGUACAUUUCAUGCAGUAGCUCCAGUGGAAAAGAACGACAACGAGAACAUUCCUCUUCUUCAGUCCGAGCUCAAGCUAUGGAUGAUUCUGAAGCUAUGCGGUGCUUCUCUCAAGGAUCGACUCGUUGAACAGGGUGGUCCACUUCCAAAGAAGGAGGCUGCUUUCAUCCUCCGGAAAGUUGCCAAGACACUGUCCUACCUCUAUCAAACACACAGCAUUGUCCACCACGAUAUCAAACCUGCGAAUAUUCUGUUUGACACAGAUGGUUCUGUCUUGUUGUGUGACUUGGGAGUUGCCAGAAAAGGAAAAUGGCAAAAAGAGCGAAUAGGAGGAACGUACUCCCACAUGUCUCCUGAAAAAAUUAGAGCUCGAAAACAGUAUUCUGCCAAGGAUAGAUGCUGCAGCGACGAAAAGAUUGAUGUUUGGGCUCUGGGUGUCAUGCUCUAUGAAAUGUCUUUCUUUGCUCAUCCAUUUAUUGGAUACAAGGCAGUUGCCAAAUGCCCGACUGUGCGUUUUAGAGAUGCCAAGGACACCACAGAACUCUCCGAGUUGAUGCAAUGCUACAACUACUUGUCACUGCCCGAGCAACCCUGCAGCAACACUGAUUUGGAUGAUGGCCAGAUUCUGUUGAAGGACAUUCUCCAGUCCAUGCUCAACCCAAACCCUGCAGAGCGAUUGAACUUGGCCAGCAUCAAGGAACAUCCUUGGAUGAAACGUCAUGGAAAAUGGAGUGAUCGAGCUAUUCUCAAACUGCAGACUGGAUUACAAUCUGGAUUGUUGGCGAUGAGCAACCACAAUGUGAUCUUGGCCAUGCAGAAACAAGACCACGGCAAAGGAGACGAGGCCAAACUAAACACCAGAAGAACCAGUGCAACUGCCAGAACCGUCACCAUUCGACGUUUCUCGUUUCCUUCAACCCCAUCAGAGAUGAGGAUGAGCAAUUCUUGCUAACAUAAAUAGUGUACACUAGCUAGUAUCAAUAAACACAAGCCAUGCUUGAGCAAGUGCUUAGACAAACAAGCCAUAUAUCAUCAAAUAUCAGGAAACAGAAACCAAUCUUGUAGCCAUAACACAGCCAAUAGGAGGAAC